This is a messenger RNA of Microplitis mediator, 2070 nucleotides long. RefSeq lists its product as uncharacterized. NCBI's taxonomy places the organism in Eukaryota, Metazoa, Arthropoda, Insecta, Hymenoptera, Braconidae. The transcript has 2 exons. The record is from RefSeq and is a predicted model, not a curated record. Bases 120 to 1874 code for a protein of 584 amino acids.
UUGUAGGUAGUACAAGAACUGAAAAAUAAUUUUUGGUUGCCAGUAUACCUGUAGUCGUUGCACUGAUCAGUCGAUAGUUUUGUGAUAAAUUAUUUCUCAAGUGAAUUAAAUUAUUAACCAUGGGACGUGAUUCUAGAAAGGUUUCAAGAGAACUUCGGAGUUCUGAAAAAAUUAAUAAGUCGCGUUCAGUCAAAAGAAAGAAUGUUUUUAAUCCGAAAACAGCCGAACGUGAUGAAAGUAUUCAGAGUACAUCUUCUAAAAAAUUAAAACAAAACACUGAAGAUGAUGUACCUGAAGACAGCAGUACUGAAUUUCGAAUAAUAAAUUUUAUUCAGGUAUUCACUGCAAUUUCUGCUCUUAUAAAAUGUAAAAAAUGUGAUGGAAAUGUAGUGUUUCAAACAGCAAGUACACGUGGGCUGGGAUUCAAAAUUGUAGUUGCAUGUAAUAACUGUGGAAAUGAAUAUAUUCCUUCCUGUUCUUUCGUUGGGCAUUCUUAUGAAAUAAACAGACGUUUCAUUUUUGUAAUGAGAAUACUAGGAAUAGGAUACGAAGGAUUGUGCAAGUUUUGCGGCCUGAUGGACAUGCCGUCUUUUUUAGAUAAAUCUACGCAUACAAUUUUACUGAAACAGAUUUUGAAUUGUAGUAAAGCCGUCGCAGAAACCUUCAUGACGAAAGCUGUGAAUGAAGAAAAGCAAGCAAUGCCAACAACUGAAAAUGAAGAUAUAAAUCAUCUAACUGUAUCGGGAGAUGGAACCUGGCAAAAACGGGGAUAUACAUCGUCAUUUGGAGUUUCUUCUAUAAUUGGCUAUUUUACUGGAAAGAUUCUUGACAUAAACAUUAAAAGUGCAUAUUGUAAGCUAUGUGAGUAUUGGAAAAAAAAAACAAAUACUGUUGAGUUCGAGGAAUGGUAUCAAUCGCAUGAAGAUGUGUGUUCUGCUAAUCAUCAAGGGUCUUCUGGGAAAAUGGAGGUGGAUGCGAUGGUCGAAAUGUUUUCGUAUUCUGAAACUAAAUAUGGAGUUAAGUAUGCCAACUAUAUUGGUGAUGGUGACUCCAAGACCUAUUCAGGAAUUAUAAAAUCAGAUCCUUACGAAAAUACAACUGUAAAUAAAAAGGAAUGUAUAGGGCAUGUCCAAAAGCGGAUGGGGAGUCGAUUACGUACGCUGAAGAGUAAACAAAAAGGUCUUGGUGGUCGAGGUAAGCUCACAGGAAAAUUAAUAGACAAACUAACUGUGUACUAUGGUUUAGCAAUACGCCGGCAUUGUGAUUCUAUUGAAAAUAUGAAAUCUGCUAUAAUGGCAACCUUUUAUCACUACGGCUCGAGUGAUGAAAAACCGAAUCAUGAUAUGUGUCCAAAAGGCGAAGAAUCUUGGUGCUCUUACCAGCGCGCUGAAGCAAGAGGAGAGCUUGAUACCUUUUCUCACGAUUAUUCUCCUUUACCUUCUGAUGUUUUAAAAGCUAUCAAGCCUAUAUACGAAGAUCUUAGUAAUGAAAAUUUACUUUCAAGAUGUGUAGGUGGAUUCAAUCAGAAUAAUAAUGAAAGCUUUAACCAACUAGUAUGGAAAAUAUGUCCAAAAACGGUAAAUACUAGUUUUACUAUCGUACAAAUAGCUGCAUACGUUGCUAUGUGUAUAUUUAAUGAGGGUAUAAAUUCAUUAUUAGUCUUGAUGAAUACACUAGGACUUAAUUGUGGGCCUAAUUCUCAUCGGUAUGCAGAAAGAAUGGAUGCUGCACGUAUCAAAGUAGCAGAUAAGCGCGCUAAUGAUAACACCCGAGAAGGUCGAUUGCAACGUAGGCACCAGCAAAUCGAUAUUUUGGAAGCUGCUAUGUCGGCUGAAGAGCUAUUAUAUGGUCCAGGAAUAGAUGACUCAGUAUGAAUCUCCAAGGACUUAUGAUGAUCACCGCAAAGGACUUCGGGAGGAACGGGCUCUACAAAAACAGCGAUAACUUUUUGAAUUAUUAAUUUUUUUUUUUGAAAUUUUCGUGAAGUCAAAUCGAAACGUGUUCUAAUAAAGCUAUGUUUUUAUUUUUGUCAAAUAAAGUAAUUAACUACAAAAAAAAAAUUAUUGAAAA